AUGAGGGCAGCCGCACCGCGUGCGCGAGGCCGCCUCGAGGCCCGCUCGAGCUGGGCGAAGCGCAGGCGCAGUUUCCCUCCGUGCGGCCUCGGACUUUUCUGCCCUUUCCCUCCGUUCUCUCCGCGUGUGUCUCGAGGGGCAGCCGUGAGCGGGUGCGGGAGUCCCGCAGACCAGCCGAGCGUUGGCUCCGCGGGAGCGACCUUCUGCGGACGUCGGCCGGCUGUGCCCCGCGCAGAGCGUCCGCUCCCCCGUCAGCGGCUGCCCCCCCCUCGCCCCGCGUGCGUGCGUGCGUGCGUGCGUGCGGCCGGAAGUCCUGCGCGCCUGGCGUCGGUGGGCUCCGAGCCUGAGGCGCAGCGUGAGAGCCGGGCUGCUGCGGGGAGAGUGAGGCCGGGGCGCGGAGGGGGGCGGGGCCGCCUUGCCGUCACUCCUCCUCAGGCCCUAGCUGUAGCGCCCUUCUCCUCACCCCCGCCCCUCCUCCGGUCCCUGUCGGGUCUGCGGCACCUCUGCGCAGUGGGACCCGGCGGUCUCCGUCGGCCUCUCUCUGGGAGCGGCGUUGCGUUCCAAUGUGGAAUGAAGUUUGCUGGGGUCUCUCCGAAGGACCUGAAUUUAUAUUUGGAACUGAUAAAGAUCCUGAGCAGUGGGAAAUGUCCACAAAGUAGUUGCCAGUGGCUAAGAGAUGAUUAAAAAGAAAGGAUAUACUUCUUGGCAUGUAACCCUAUCUGUAGCUGAUUUAAUGGAAAGUAUUUUGAAGAACCUUAGGAGAGUACAUCCAGUUUCUACUGUAAGUAAG
Molecule: messenger RNA, 790 nt
Organism: Canis lupus familiaris (dog)
Lineage: Eukaryota; Metazoa; Chordata; Mammalia; Carnivora; Canidae
Exons: 4
Coding region: 1-684 (227 amino acids)
Source: RefSeq, a predicted model, not a curated record